UAGCCGCGCGCCCCGCCGAGCCAACGCCAAGAUGGCGGUUCUGACAGACGGAGGGCUGCCGCGCCGGGGGUCCCCGGGGCUGGAGCGGAACCGCCGCGGCUGAGCCCCUGCUCUGCCCUCGAAGCAGGCGCCCGGCCGCCGGGACCCGGGACAUGGUGCGAUCCGCGCCGGGUCGCCGCCGUCGCCGCCGCCGCUGAGCUCGCGGGCCGCUCCGGGCUCGGACGUGGGAGCGGGAAGAUGUUUUCCGCGCUCAAGAAGCUGGUGGGGUCGGAGCAGGCUCCCGGCCGCGACAAGAACAUCCCCGCCGGGCUGCAAUCCAUGAACCAGGCGCUGCAGAGGCGCUUCGCCAAAGGGGUGCAGUACAACAUGAAGAUUGUGAUCCGAGGUGACAGGAACACGGGAAAGACGGCGCUGUGGCAGCGGCUGCAGGGCAAGCAGUUUGUGGAGGAGUACAUCCCCACGCAGGAGAUCCAGGUCACCAGCAUCCACUGGAACUACAAAACCACUGACGACAUCGUGAAAGUUGAGGUCUGGGACGUAGUUGACAAAGGGAAGUGCAGACGGCGAGGGGACGGUCUGAAGGUGGAGAAUGACCCCCAGGAGGCGGAGUCCGAGAUGGCCCUGGACGCUGAGUUCCUGGACGUGUACAAGAACUGUAAUGGGGUGGUCAUGAUGUUCGACAUCACCAAGCAGUGGACCUUCAACUACAUUCUCCGGGAGCUUCCCAAGGUGCCGACCCACGUGCCAGUGUGCGUGCUGGGCAACUACCGUGACAUGGGCGAGCACCGAGUCAUCCUGCCCGACGACGUGCGCGACUUCAUCGACAACCUGGACAGGCCCCCGGGCUCCUCCUACUUCCGCUACGCCGAGUCCUCCAUGAAGAACAGCUUUGGCCUGAAGUACCUUCACAAAUUCUUUAAUAUUCCUUUCCUGCAGCUCCAGAGGGAGACGCUGCUCCGGCAGCUGGAGACCAACCAGCUGGACGUGGACGCCACGCUGGAGGAACUGUCUGUGCAGCAGGAGACGGAGGACCAGAACUAUGACAUCUUCCUCGAGAUGAUGGAGGCGCGCAGCCGUGGCCACGCGUCCCCACUGGCCGCCAACGGGCAGAGCCCAUCCUCAGGCUCCCAGUCUCCAGUGGUGCCUCCGAGCGCCGUGUCCACGGGGAGCUCCAGCCCCAGCACGCCCCAGCCGGCCCCGCAACUGCCCCUGCACCCCCCCACGGCCUACCCUUGUCCCCCGCCCCCCACAGAGGCCCCGCCACCACCUGCAGCCCCCCCGCCACGGCGCAGCUUCAUCUCAAGGCUGUUUGGGACAUCGCCCGCUGCCGAGGCGGCCCCUUUGCCCCAAGAGCCAGCUCCUGCCACAGAGGCCCCGACAAAAGUCCAGAACGUGGAGGAUUUUGUUCCCGAAGACGGCCUUGACCGCAGCUUCCUGGAUGACACGGGCCCCCAGAAGGAUGAGAAGAAAGUCGGAGCCAAGGUUUCGCAGGACAGUGACAGCGAUGGGGAGGCCCCGGGGGGCAACCCGCUGGUGGCAGGCUUCCAGGAUGACGUGGACCUGGAAGACAGGCCGCCCAGCCGGCCCCUGCCGCCCCCGGGUGCUGUCCCCAGGGAGGAGACUGCUUCCUCCAGCGAGGAGGAAGCAGCGGGGACAGCAGGGCGCACCAAGGCCACUGCCGCGGCCCCCCACAAAUGCGCCGAGCCAGACACCAGACGGCCAUCCACACAGGCUUCGAGGCCACACAUGGCCGUGGAGUCCCGCCGGCCAGGCGUCCCCAAGUCCCACCGCAAGGACCCCUCAGGAGGCCGCGAGGAGCGGAGGGGUGAGCGGGCGGGGUCAUCAUCAUCGUCGUCGUCCAGUGACCCCGAGGGCCCCAUCGCCGCCCAGAUGCUGUCCUUCGUCAUGGACGACCCCGACUUCGAGAGCGACUCAGACACUCAGCGGAAAGCGGAGCAGUUCCCAGUGCGAGACGACCUCUCUGAUGACACGGACGAGGAUGCCUGCCGCGCCCGGCCGCCCCCAGCCCCCAAGCCCGCCGUGGCCUCCUUCAGACGGAAGGAUGACUCCGAUCUCUUCGGCUUGGGACUGGAGGAGACAGGCCACAAGGAGAUCAGCGACGAAGAGAAGGAGGGCAAGCCUCCCUCGAAAGAGAAGAAAAAGAAAAAGAAGAAAGGCAAAGAGGAGGAAGAAAAGGCGGCGAAGAAGAAGAGCAAGCAUAAGAAGGGCAGGGACAGGGAGGAGGGCCGGCAGGAGCGGCGGCGGCGGCCCCGGGGCCCCGAGAGGACUGCGGUGGACGAGCUGGAAGCCUUCCUGGGGGGCGCGGCCCCGGGCGGCCACCUCCGCGGGGGUGGGGACUACGAGGAGCUCUAGGCCGCAGGCCCCUCCAUGCUCGCCGGGGACGCCGGGCCCGCCCUGCACGGAGCCGGAGCCGGAGCCGGAGCCGGGCGGCGGGCUGGGCGGUGCGGGGAGCCGGCCCCUGGCGCUUCUCAGGGAUGGGACUGAGGCCGAGGAGGCCGCGAGGCUGUUUACAGGGCAGGGCGUGUCCUCGUCACCGGCCCGGCCCCUGCUUGCCCCUGGCCCACCAUGCUCGCUGCCCCAGGCCCCCCACUCGAGGGUGGGCUCUGCUUCCUGCCCCUUCUGGCAUGGGGGGCAGACACCAGGCGGCACUGGCGCCUUUCCCGGGGCGGGUUCUUCCCGGGCCCAGGGUCCAGCUUUGCACCCGCGCUCGGGCUCGCUGCCGGCCAGGCCCUCAGGGCCUCAGACACUGUUUCCUCUUGUUUUCCGUCAACGCUCCACUCCGACCAUAAAGCUCUCCUGUCUUACCGCG
This is a messenger RNA of Hyaena hyaena (striped hyena), 2830 nucleotides long. RefSeq names its product RAB, member RAS oncogene family like 6 (gene RABL6). Gene Ontology annotation, molecular function: GTP binding. The record is from RefSeq and is a predicted model, not a curated record. The transcript has 15 exons. Lineage: Eukaryota; Metazoa; Chordata; Mammalia; Carnivora; Hyaenidae. Gene Ontology annotation, cellular component: nucleus; cytosol. Bases 238 to 2373 code for a protein of 711 amino acids.